This is a messenger RNA of Amoebophrya sp. A120, 1007 nucleotides long. The record is from the annotation of a GenBank genome assembly. NCBI's taxonomy places the organism in Eukaryota, Dinophyceae, Syndiniales, Amoebophryaceae.
UUGAAAUCGAUGAAGAACAUAGUCCAGUAACUAGUCACAUAGACAUAAAUAGAGAUGAAAGGAAAACAAGCAACUACACGGGUGGUAAGUACUUGAAGAUGUCAGCACACGAAUCAGUAGAAAUAGUAGGAGUCGUGCUCGUGUGAACAUGUGUGGAAAAGUUUAGUUGUCCCGGAAGAUCUUUGGGCCUGCUUUUGUUGAAAAGAUGAUCUUCAACAUCUCCUCGCGCUGCGCUUCUCUACUUUAAGCAAGCAGUCGCGUCACGCUUACUUGAUCGAGAAGUCCGCCCUACAAGUGUCAACCCGUUCAUCGCCUGUGCGAGUAAGCCUCCCUCCGCGAGGUCGCAAAACACACGCGGCGAAGAGAACUUACCUAUCUACUAUCUUCAGCAACAUCUACAUCUUGAUCUUCCAGCAGGAGCAGUGGCAGCGCCAGCAUGGAUCGAUACAGCAACAACGGUAGUGCUACUAGUAGAGCUGGUCGGGCGUACGCGCCCCGAGACAUUCAUCUCCGAGAAGAUUACCAGCAGAACAUGAUGAACACCAGUGAUGCAACAACAUCUUCAAAUCCCGCGCGAACCGGUGGGGGACCACAACAUCGUGAUGAUUUUGGUUCAUCUGACCAAAACUACAACACGGCAAGACGUGGCAAUGGUGGAGCUGGCCCUCCUGCAAGUUCGUCCAGCAGCCGCGGCGGCAGAAACACUAAUGGGAACAAUAUGAACCCACAGACACGGUCUAGUACUUCCUUUUUCAGUCGCGAACAACCCCGGGCCUUCGACCCGCCAUUGCGGUUAGGUCCGGAAUAUGACCCACCGGUCUUGCCCGGUCCGGAUAAUUACACUUCUUCAUCGCAUCGCCGAGCCUUAUUGACUGGGCAGCACCGCGACCCCGAUUUGUCGCACGGCUUUGCGGGGGUCGAGACCUUUUCCCACCGCCGAAGCCCCCGCCGCGAUCUGGAUCUCUACGAAGAGCUGGCGCACCGGCAGUUUCGGGGGGGCACCAUGG